Messenger RNA from Triticum dicoccoides, 2818 nucleotides. RefSeq names its product protein FAR1-RELATED SEQUENCE 5-like. Gene Ontology annotation, molecular function: zinc ion binding. Gene Ontology annotation, biological process: regulation of DNA-templated transcription. NCBI's taxonomy places the organism in Eukaryota, Viridiplantae, Streptophyta, Magnoliopsida, Poales, Poaceae. Bases 1213 to 2292 code for a protein of 359 amino acids. The record is from RefSeq and is a predicted model, not a curated record. The transcript has 7 exons.
GCAGGGGCGACCCAGUUUGUCUUCUUCCUCCGGACCAAGACGGGACGACGCCUGCUGCCCCGCCUGCUGCUCCUCUCUCCAGCUCGUCUUCUUCCUCCGGAUCCAGAACUUGGAUAGGGCUCCAUGGACCUGUUCGUGCCGCCGCUGGGCGAUUCAGAAAAGAGGAUUAGCAAUGGGCAGAUGGGGGUACUGCUUUUGCGCGCCCUAUAGAGUCCCAGGCAUCUAUCAGCGUCGCCGAGGGCGACAUUCGCCGUGCCGGAGACAUCUGCAGCGGCGGCGGAAAUGCAGGAUCUGUCGGCGAGGACCGGCUUUUGCAAGUGUGCUCGGAGGCUACCAGCGGAUGUACACGGAGGGUCAGGAUCAAGAAAGCCCCUGCUGAGCGAGAACUAAAUCCUAACCGCAGAAGUGCUCUUGAACUACCCAUGAGGGCGUUCAUAAGUAAGCGAGAUGGCAAUGUAGUCAACCCAGCAGUCGGCACUUCGUUUGAUUCACUGGAUGAGGCGUAUCAAUUCUAUAAUUUAUAUUCGUGGGAGGUUGGAUUUGGCAUAAGGUAUUCGAAAAGCAGGCUGAAUGUGGAGAGGGUCAAGUGCAUGCAGGAGAUUGUAUGCGGAUGCGCGGGUAAACCGGAGAGGGAGAAUACAAGAUCAACUAGGUGCGGCUGUGCUGCCAGGAUCAGGCUGCUGAGGUCGGAUGACAAUGGAUGGUAUAUUUCAGAGCACAGGCCGCUUCACAACCACUCGCUGUCAAGUACUUGGCGAGAAAAUGCACUGGCCUUCACACAGGCUCAUUGAUCGCUACGCUAAAGAUCUUGUUAGGCAGCUGAGAGAAAACAAUGUUAGCCUCGGAAAGGUUUUUAGCAUAGUUGGCAGUUUUUUUGGAUCAGUAGACAAUGUGCCAUUUACAAAAAAGUCGCUGAGGACGCUUUGUUGCAAGCUGAACAAAGAACAAUCUGAUUCAGAUGCCCGGAAGACAAUGGACAUACUUGCAGAGAUGAAGGCAAACGAUCCAGAAUUCAACUAUACUAUCCAGGUUGAUGAUGAGAGCAGAAUAAAAAUACUUAUGUGGGUUAACAGGCGCAGUGUAGAACAGUACAGGUGUUUCGGAGAUGUUGUGACAUUCGAUACAACAUACAGGACAAAUCUUUAUGAUAUGCCAUUUGGAUUGUUUGCGGGAGUCAACAAUCACUUCCAGAGCAUUAUUUUUUGAGGUGUCAUGUUGAGGGAUGAAAAGGAGGACACAUUCAAGUGGGUUUUCCGUGAAUUCAUUAGGAUGGUUGGCGGCAAACACCCACAAACAAUUUUAACAGACCAGGCGCGAUCGAUGGAGUUGGCAAUAGAAGCCGAAAUGCCCAACACAACCCACAGGUGGUGUAAAUGGCAUGUGCUGAAGAAAGCGAAGGAAUCUAUGGCGCCUUUGUGGAGCAAGAAGUCUGAUUUCAAGAGUGAAUCCCACAAGCUGGUGCAUCACAUGGUCACAGAGCAAGAGUUUGAAGAUGGAUGGUCUGCAAUGCUUGAUAAAUAUUCACUUAGGAAGCAUCCGUAUCUGACUCAAAUAUAUGAGGUGCGGCAUAAAUGGGCAAAGCCGUAUUUCAGAGGUGUUUUUUGCGCGAAAAUGACCAGUACUCAACGUAGUGAAAGUGCCAAUCACAUGCUUAAGAGUUAUGUCCCGCCAGGGUGCCCAAUCCAUUUGUUCAUUAAACAAUACGAGAAGCUUCAGUUCGAUAGGGACUCUGAGGAGAGUUUCCAGGAGAAACGGACUGCUCUGAGUGGUGUUCUGUUGAAAGUAAAUCUCCCAAUUGAGAGGCAUGCUAGCAGGAUUUACACCAGGGCAAUGUUUGAGCAAUUUGGCGAUGCUCUGUACAAGGCAGGGGCUUAUGAACUGGAUGUUGCUGUACCAAAAAAGUUAUACAUUCUUACUCAUGUGGAUGCUCUCUCUCGUGAGAAAUGGAGCAAGGUCCAGUUUAAGGUUGAGGUUGAUGAUGAUCAGGCAUUUUUCAACUGUGAGUGUUGUAUUUUCGAGCACUCUGGAAUGGUGUGUUGCCAUGCACUCAAGGUUAUGAUCGAGCUCAAGUUGAGCAAGAUACCAGAAAAGCACAUAUUGAAGCGAUGGACUAGGGAUGCCCGUGAUAUCCUGCCUGAUCAUCUCGUUCGGUACCAGAAGGACAAAGGGCCACAUGGCUUUGACACUUACCAUUUGCGGCGAAAAGGGUAUCAAUCCCGACAAAAGCCAUUACCUAUUUGCGUGAACACUAUUCAGAUUGAUGGAGAAGAACUUUCACUACUAAUGGCGUGAGACUGAUGUUGUUCAUACCUUCGGUUCGGCCAUGGAUGUCAGCUCCUGUGCUCGGCCAUGGAGUUCUACCUCCUAGCUCGCUGGCUCGUUCUUCCUGCCUCUCUGGUGCGUCGUGCGUGGGUGGGUGGGGGGAGGAUGGUUGGAGAAGAUGAACUGGGCGGCGGAUGCAGUAAUUUGCGUGAGAUGACUAGACCCCCUGAUAAGAAUUGAUGUGUGGUGGGCCAUCAGGUAACUUUUUGCACGUCGAGACGUGACGAAAACAGUGUGAUGGCAGCUGUUCCAUCCGGCCCAUCGCGAAUCUUGACCUCCACGGCCCUAACAAAUUACACGGUGUGCUGGUAAAAACACAAACAUGUUUAAUUACCGAGGCACAAAAUCAUGUUGGGGCCCAUGUCCAAAACAUGAUUCUGAUUGUGAUUUAAGAAGGGUUAUUAGAGUCGUUGGCCAAAAAAAAGUGUUGGUACUUGACUGAAGCUGGACGAUGGACAGCUGGUGCUCUUUGAUUGAAUCUGGUCCAUCUCGCCCU